UAAUGUAUAUAUGUUUCAGAGACGGGUGAGAUUUUACCCCUCAGAGGUUCGGAAAGAUCUGAAGCUGGUGGAAGAAGUAUAGAGAAGUACUGAUCGGGGGGGAAACAGCCCUACAGACAAACAGAUACAGACAUGAUCCCUUAUUCUCCCUGAGGAACUGACCAAUCAGCAGUCAGGAUGAUGCCCAAGCAGCAGCUGGCUCAGACGUCUCCAGGGAGCGUGCUGUCGCUGAGAGGGUCCAGCGUCCCAGGAUCCCCGGCUGCAGCCAUCGUGGCCAGAGUGGAGGACGGGGUGAUCGGCUAUAAGGACUUGGCUGCGUUACCGAGAGACAAAGCCAUCCUGGAUAUAGAGAGACCGGAUCUGAUGAUCUACCAGCCGCACUACAGCUACAGCCCACUGGAG
Messenger RNA from Morone saxatilis (striped sea-bass), 402 nucleotides. RefSeq names its product dematin-like. Gene Ontology annotation, biological process: lamellipodium assembly; actin filament bundle assembly. Gene Ontology annotation, cellular component: actin cytoskeleton; plasma membrane. NCBI's taxonomy places the organism in Eukaryota, Metazoa, Chordata, Actinopteri, Moronidae. The record is from RefSeq and is a predicted model, not a curated record. Gene Ontology annotation, molecular function: actin filament binding.